Trifolium pratense (red clover) is the source of this 933-nucleotide messenger RNA. RefSeq lists its product as uncharacterized. The coding region runs from base 1 to 933 and encodes 310 amino acids. NCBI's taxonomy places the organism in Eukaryota, Viridiplantae, Streptophyta, Magnoliopsida, Fabales, Fabaceae. The transcript has a single exon. The record is from RefSeq and is a predicted model, not a curated record.
AUGGAUAAUGCUAACUGGUUUGGUAAUAAUGUUAGUAGUAUUUUGGGUGACGGCAACGAUAUCAGUUUUUGGAAAGACCAAUGGAUAGGUACGGCAUCGUUGAGAGUAAUGUUUCCUUCUCUUUAUGUGAAAUCCACACUACCAGAUGGUCAUUUUUCAACCAUGGGCAUGUGGGAGCGAGAUACUUGGAAGUGGAAGUUUGAAUGGACAACCGAACUAUCCGAUAUUGAAUCAGAAACAGUUCACGAUUUGUUGUUAAUUCUGGAUCAGGUUAGGCCGUCAAGGGAGACACGGGAUCGGCGUAGGUGGAAACCUCAUAAAGAUGGUUUUUUCACUGUCAAUACAGCCUAUACAGCGCUGCUGCCCAGGACUGGAGAGUGCAACAUUGAGCCAAUCACGGCGAAUGCAUUGAAACUUCUAUGGUUAAAUAAUGUACCCUCGAAAGUUAGUAUUUUUGGUUGGAGGUUGUUGCUCGGAAAAUUACCAACUAGGGAAGCUUUGUACAAUAAAGGUGUCAUUACAAACAAUCACGAGAGAAGCUGUGUUUUUUGUUUCAAUGUAGCUGAAGACAUUCCACAUAUGUUUUUCAAUUGCAAUGUUACAAAGCAAAUUUGGUGCAAAAUAUUCAAAUGGAUGGGCACACGUUUUUGUUCCGCGACUGAUGUUCCCAAUCAUUUGAUUCAAUUUGGAGUCUUAAUAACAGGAAGCAACAACGAACGAUUCCGUCACAUUAUUUGGUUGGCCACAACUUGGAGUAUUUGGCGUAUGCGAAAUAAUAUUAUAUUUAGAGGAGAUUUUGUUAAUGUUUCAUCUUUAGUAGAUCAAAUUAUUUAUAUUGCUUGGUUUUGGUUCAUCGGUAGAUCAAGGAACAUUGAUAAUGUAGCUUUCCUUGACUGGUGUAACAACCCCUUAGCUUGUUUUCGUUGUAUUUAA